AAAUGCGGUUACGGAUAUCGUCUACCAGUCAGACUCAAUUCAACCACUUUAUCGGACGGAAGGAUCUGCGCCUAUCGCUGCCGUGAGAGGAUCUAUUGAACCAACCGCAAAAUCGGGGUUAAGCUACAGGUGUCGUGAUAACAAGUGACCAUCGGUGUGCAUCGCUGUCGUGCUGAGCCAUCCCACGCAUCAAAAUGGUUUCCGCAGAAACAAUCGGUUCCAUUUUUAUAAAAGUGUUCAAAGUGGUCAUCAACAUUGUAGUGCUGAUCAUUUACCGAACAGGCUAUGGAGGAGAUUUCCUCGGUAUUGGUGGUACUUGGAACCUGAAUGAAGAGAAAAGUCCCGAUGCAGAAAUCGUCGCAUCCGGUGUGUUUGUCGGUUUCAUCAUCUACACCGGCGUGCAGCUACUGACGUUUGGUUUCGGCACCACCAAACACAAGUACGAACUAUCUGACACGAUCAUGAAUGUGGUCGGAACGUUCAUGUGGGUAGCCGUCGGUGGUACUGCUUUACACUACUGGCACGGAUACCUGGCUGAACACGACUUUGAGAACAUUACUUCCGAGCGAACGGCUGGACUGGCAUUAGGAGCAUUGUGUGUCAUCAACGGAGCCCUCUAUUUGGCAGAUUCUGUGCUUGCCUUCAUUCACUACACUAAAUAUGCCUAAGUUAAGGUGCACCUAAAGAUAACAUUGCUGACAUUGUUUAGAACGUAGUGUAUGUAUGAUUAGCGAGACUAAGGUAUAAAUUUUAGCUACUUCGUAAUUUUUAAUACUGGUUACUGCAGCCCAUUUUUAUACGGAAGUAUGUAUAGGUUAAGAAAAGUGUUUUUGUGUCAAACCAGCUCUAUGCUUCUCUCCGUAGUAUACGUCCUUUCAAACACAUUUGUCGAAUUUGCCAUCGACAGUAAACGUGAGCUAACAAUGUUAAAGUGCUUUCUUCCAUCAACAAACAAAUAAAGAGGUUACAAAUUACCACA
This is a messenger RNA of Anopheles moucheti, 979 nucleotides long. RefSeq names its product protein snakeskin (gene Ssk). The transcript has 4 exons. Gene Ontology annotation, biological process: septate junction assembly. The record is from RefSeq and is a predicted model, not a curated record. The coding region runs from base 195 to 668 and encodes 157 amino acids. Lineage: Eukaryota; Metazoa; Arthropoda; Insecta; Diptera; Culicidae.